CAUUGCGGAGAGACUACUUAAAUUGAGCACGACCAGCUUGGCAAUUUGGCUGUUGAUGUUUUAUGCUCUAUUUCACAGUUUCUUGAACGCGCUUGCAGAAGUGCUUCGAUUUGGUGAUCGAACCUUUUACCUUGCUUGGUGGAAUUCUGGUUCUUUGGCUACUUAUUGGCGUCUUUGGAAUCGACCAGUCUAUCAAUGGUUUAAACGACACGUAUAUGCUCCAUUGGUGGAUAAUGGCAUGUCUCCCAGAAUGGCAUCACUCGUUGUCUUUACAUUAUCCGCUGCGUUCCAUGAAUUCUUAAUCGGUAUUCCAACUCAUUCGCUUAUGGGAUUCGCUUUCUUAGGCAUGAUGACACAAAUACCUCUGAUAGAAAUCACCAAGCCGUUGGAAAAAUGGAGAGGAAAAGGAACCGCGUUCGGAAAUGUGAUUUUCUGGAUGAGCUUUUGUCUGGUGGGACAGCCUGCCGCCACUUUAUUGUAUUAUUAUCAGUGGAAUAUGACGCAUCAAAUUUAA
Molecule: messenger RNA, 514 nt
Organism: Ambispora leptoticha
Lineage: Eukaryota; Fungi; Glomeromycota; Glomeromycetes; Archaeosporales; Ambisporaceae
Source: the annotation of a GenBank genome assembly